CGCGAUCUUAGCCGAUGUGUUUGAUAAGGAAGUGAAAAUUCGGAACCAUUCGUGUGUAACGGUUUAUUACUUAAAGGAUCAAACCAUCGCACAUCUUAUUCAGUGUGGCAGUAGUGGCAAAUAUCAACAUUUUCAAUGGAAGUGUUAUGUUGUGAUAUAUGUCCUGUGUUUGAAAUGAAAAUUUACGAAUAUUAAUGUCGUCUGUUUGUGGAGCUGUGAUCUAAAAAAUCCUUCAUCGAUCAACACAGCUUACUUAGAGCUCUAGUGCUUCAGUGUAUCCUUGUUCAAGUGCUCACCGGAAUCACUGUAGGUUUCAGCGAGUAAUUGAACCCAUCAUCCUAUACUACACUUCAAGUGCAGCUAAUCUGAUGUUAUCUGUUGCUAUGUAUACACGCAAAUCUCUACGACAUAUGUGGCGCAACUGUGCACAACGGAACGGGUUCACGAUCGCAACACCACUGAAAAUACCCGUCAACUGGAGCCGAGUACUGCGCCUUCAAGGAAGCGCACGCAUUAAUGCGGAGGAAGUAUUGCAGGCGGCAGAAGCCGGUAAUCUAGAGGAAUUCAUACGCCUGUAUGAAGGGGACAAUAACCGACUUUCGGUGAAGGAUAGCAAGGGACGCACGGCUGCCCAUCAGGCGGCUGCACGGAAUCGAGUUAACAUCCUUACCUUCAUACACGGCCAAGGCGGAAACUUGAAUGCACAGGACAUGGUUGGAAACACACCGCUUCAUACGGCAGUCGAAAACGAUUCGUUGGAUGCGCUGGAAUUUCUGUUGAAAAUUCCGGUGGCAACGAAUGUGCUGAACGAAAAGAAGCUCGCUCCAGUGCAUCUUGCUACUGAGCAGAACAAAGUGCACGCUCUGCAGGUGAUGGGUAAAUAUCGAGAAGUAAUCGACAUACAGCAGGGCGGCGAACACGGCAGAACGGCCUUGCAUUUGGCGGCCAUUUACGACAACGAAGAGUGUGCUAGAAUAUUGAUAUCCGAGUUUGGAGCGUGUCCAAGGAAACCCUGCAACAACGGAUACUACCCAAUACACGAGGCCGCUAAAAACGCCAGCUCCAAAACGAUGGAGGUCUUCUUCCAGUGGGGUGAAUCGAAGGGUUGUACCAGGGAGGAGAUGAUUUCCUUCUACGACUCGGAAGGCAACGUGCCGCUACAUUCGGCCGUGCACGGGGGCGACAUUAAGGCGGUGGAGCUGUGUCUUAAAUCUGGUGCAAAAAUUUCGACGCAACAGCACGACCUCUCAACGCCGGUUCAUCUGGCGGCUGCCCAAGGGGCGAUCGAGAUAGUGAAGCUCAUGUUUCGUAUGCAACCACUCGAGAAGCGUAUCAGUUUGAACUGCACCGACAUCCAGAAGAUGACUCCGUUACACUGUGCCGCCAUGUUUGACCAUCCGGAAAUUGUCGAGUAUCUGGUGAAGGAGGGUGCCGAUAUCAAUGCGAUGGAUAAGGAGAAGCGCUCACCCUUGCUGCUGUCCUCGUCACGCGGUGGCUGGCGCACCGUGAUGGCCUUGAUUAGGCUGGGCGCAAACAUUAGCCUAAAGGACGCCAACUCCCGGAACGUUCUACAUUUGGUCAUUAUGAACGGUGGGUGUUUGGACGAGUUUGCGAAAGAGGUUUGUCGCACACAGUCCGAGAUUUAUCUGUUGCAGCUGCUGAACGAGAAGGACGACGCCGGUUGUUCGCCGCUGCACUACGCUAGCCGCGAAGGCCACAUACGAUCGCUGGAGAACCUGAUCCGGCUAGGAGCGUGCAUUAAUCUUAAGAACAAUAACAACGAGAGCCCACUGCACUUUGCAGCGCGCUACGGACGAUACAACACCGUACGCCAGCUGCUCGACUCCGAAAAGGGGACGUUUAUCAUCAACGAAAGCGAUGGCGAAGGACUCACCCCGUUGCAUAUUGCGUCGCAGCAGGGUCACACAAGGGUCGUUCAGCUUUUGCUGAAUCGAGGAGCACUGCUACACCGAGACCACAAUGGACGCAAUCCACUUCAUCUGGCUGCAAUGUCUGGUUACAGGCAGACGAUCGAGCUGCUGCAUUCCGUCCAUUCGCACCUGUUGGAUCAGGUCGACAAAGAUGGGAAUACAGCGCUGCAUUUGGCGACGAUGGAGAAUAAACCAAAUGCGGUGAUACUACUGCUAAGUCUUGGCUGUAAACUGCUACACAAUUACAUGGACAUGAGCGCUAUCGAUUAUGCGAUUUAUUACAAGUAUCCCGAAGCGGCCCUGGCUAUGGCAACUCACGAGGAGCGCUCCAGCGAGGUGAUGGCACUCAAAUCGGACAAACAUCCGUGCGUAACGCUCGCACUGAUCGCUUCGAUGCCGCGUGUUUUUGAAGCCGUACAGGACAAUUGCAUCACCAAGGCUAACUGCAAGAAGGACUCGAAAAGCUUCUACAUUCGAUACUCGUUUAGCUGUCUGCAGUGUCCAGCACUGUACGCGCAAAUGGACGCUCGCACCGGAGAAGCCGUCCAGAUAUCGAAACCGAUUCCGCUUCCCGCGUUGAAUGCCAUGGUGGCACACGGUCGUGUGGAGCUGCUGGCCCAUCCCCUCAGUCAAAAGUACUUGCAAAUGAAGUGGAACUCCUACGGCAAAUACUUUCACCUAGCCAACUUGCUGUUCUACAGUGUGUUUUUGUUUUUCGUGACACUGUUCACGUCCCAGCUGAUGCGCAACGCUACUCCUAUCGGACAUACGGAUGGAAAUCACACACAAGCAGCAGGUACACCGGUGGACAGUGGGCAACAUAUACUGGCACUCCGCUCAACAAUAGCCCGUUCGAAGGGAUACAAUUUGGGUACCGUGGCUAAUGUGAGCUCCUCCGUAGCACCACCUACGAUUGAAGAACAGAUGGAAGUCACAACCACGACGCUUGUCUCCGGGAUCGGUAUAAUUAUCUAUAUUGUCGUCAAUGCUUUGCGUGAGCUGGUGCAAGUUUACCAACAAAAGUGGCACUACUUACUCGAGCCGAACAACUUCAUCUCGUGGAUACUGUAUACGUCGGCACUGAUUAUGAUUUGGCCCAUGUUUUCUAGUGGGAUGUGCUUCAGUAUCAACUAUUCGGCGGCUUCGAUAACUGUCUUUCUGUCAUGGUUUAAUUUGCUGUUGUUUCUCCAACGAUUUGACCAGAUUGGUAUAUACGUGGUCAUGUUUCUGGAAAUCCUUCAAACGCUUAUCAAGGUCCUGAUUGUGUUCAGUAUUUUGAUCAUCGCAUUUGGGUUGGCGUUUUACAUUCUGCUGUCGAAGGUGUCUGAGCCUCAAGUGAAUCAUCUGUCCUUCUCAUCGAUUCCUAUGUCACUGGUGCGGACCUUUUCGAUGAUGCUGGGUGAGAUGGAUUUCGUCGGCACGUACGUGCAACCGUACCACGUGGGAGAUCUACCCUUUCCUUUCCCUUCGUUUGUUAUACUCUGUUUGUUCAUGAUCCUUAUGCCGAUUCUGUUGAUGAAUCUGUUGAUCGGUUUGGCGGUCGGUGACAUCGAAUCGGUUCGCCGCAAUGCCCAACUCAAGCGGCUUGCCAUGCAGGUGGUGCUGCACACGGAGCUGGAACGCAAACUGCCCCAGAUGUGGCUCGAGAUGGUUGACAAGAUGGAGCUGAUCGAGUAUCCGAAUGAGAAAAAGUGUAAACUUGGCUUCCUCGAUUCCGUCCUGCGUAAGUGGUUCUGCAAUCCUUUCACGGAUGAUUACAAAGGUGGUAUCGAUUAUGUACUGGAAAACACGGAAGACUACGUAGCGGUUGAGUUGGAGAAGCAGAAACGAAAACUGCGUGACAUUGGUACAGCCCUGGAUGCACAACAUCAAUUGCUUCGGUUGAUCGUACAGAAAAUGGAGAUAAAAACCGAAGCAGAUGACGUCGAUGAAGGUGUCUCGACAAGCGAUCUGAAGGCGUCCAGCGGGCUGUUGACCGGGACUCGAUCAUCGCGCUGGUCAUCGCCGAGAAUACGCAAGAAACUAGGUGCCACCCUCAGCUUCAACAAAUCUAUUGGCAAGUGAACGCAUCUACAGUGAAGUUCAUAGUCAAUUGUUCGCUCAACUGCUGAUGCAUCUUGAGAGCCGAAAUGAAUAUGAACCUAACUGGGCGGUUUUCAUAACCGUUUCAUUUCAAACUAAUCAUAAAAAGAAUACACAGAGCUUGUACGCGCGUGUUUGUGUGUAUGUGUACGCGUGUGUGCGUAUGUAGAUAUGUAACAUUAUCAUUUCAGCAUCCAUGUUUAUGUGUAAUGAAACUGGCAGAAACGAAUUGUAUGCAUAGACCACAAAAUGAUGUAUUUUUAUUGAAGAUACUAUUUUUACCCCUUUUACUACAGUAACGUUUGCACGCGGCACAUUGAUGUUGUUAGUAGAGCUACUAUAUUAUAAAUGUGAUGAAAAUAAAUAAAAACAUGAGUUAGCGCUACAAAUAAUGAAUAGUUGU
This is a messenger RNA of Anopheles coluzzii, 4416 nucleotides long. It is a transcript of the gene TrpA1, whose product is annotated as transient receptor potential cation channel subfamily A member 1. The record is from RefSeq and is a predicted model, not a curated record. NCBI's taxonomy places the organism in Eukaryota, Metazoa, Arthropoda, Insecta, Diptera, Culicidae. Gene Ontology annotation, molecular function: protein binding; monoatomic ion channel activity. Gene Ontology annotation, cellular component: membrane. Gene Ontology annotation, biological process: transmembrane transport; monoatomic ion transport. Bases 369 to 3995 code for a protein of 1208 amino acids. The transcript has 14 exons.